ACCCUCGUGUAUUCCUCCCCACGUGAGCCUCCCGCAUUGGCCAGCUGGCUCAUGACGUCUAUCUUCCGGGGUCCACUGUGGGCUCCAGUUCCACGCGCCCUGCUUUCAUUGGUCCGCUCAACUGCCGCCGCCGCCCCCUCUACACUGCGCUCCCUGAUCCCAUUGGUCCUCGCGCCGCCAGUUCUCGAGUCCCGCCUCUCCAGCUCCAUUCAGGGGGUUCCCUCAGGCCCCUCUCCUCACCUUUGAUUGGCCCUGGGCCUCCCGGGUCCCACCCCCUUGGCCGGUUCCUCCCUCGGAUUGGCCGCCACGAUUCCCUCCUCCUCGGGCGGAUGGCUUUGGGGCGUCGUGCGCCUGGCUUCUUCGGAUUGGCCGGCUUCUGCCUGGCGGAGUGUCCCCGCCCCGUGCGCCCAUUGGCUGGCCGCCCAGGGCGCGAGCGGGGCGUGUCACCGUCCCGUCUGGGGAUUGGCCGAGACUCUGGCCGGGAGGGGAAACGAGGCUCCGUUAAAGGUACCGGAGGCGUGCGGGAAGGCGGCACCAGCCGGGGCAGAGACCAGAGACGACGCGGGCAGAGAUGGCGCAGCGGGGCCUGGCAGCCGAGUUCUGGCAGGUGCCGGCGGUGACGCGCGCCUACACGGCCGCCUGCGUGCUCACCACCGCCGCCGUGCAGCUGGAGCUCAUCAGCCCCUUCCAGCUCUACUUCAACCCGGAGCUCAUCUUCAGGAAGUUCCAGGUGAGGGGGCGGGGCCGGGGAGGGGGGGUCGCGGGUGGGCCCCUCCCCCCAGCCCGGCGCUCCCGG
Molecule: messenger RNA, 796 nt
Organism: Gracilinanus agilis (Agile Gracile Mouse Opossum)
Lineage: Eukaryota; Metazoa; Chordata; Mammalia; Didelphimorphia; Didelphidae
Product: derlin-3-like
Exons: 2
Biological process (GO): endoplasmic reticulum unfolded protein response
Cellular component (GO): Hrd1p ubiquitin ligase ERAD-L complex; endoplasmic reticulum membrane
Molecular function (GO): ubiquitin-specific protease binding; misfolded protein binding
Source: RefSeq, a predicted model, not a curated record